Messenger RNA from Musa acuminata subsp. malaccensis (wild Malaysian banana), 1128 nucleotides. Its product is annotated as truncated transcription factor CAULIFLOWER A. NCBI's taxonomy places the organism in Eukaryota, Viridiplantae, Streptophyta, Magnoliopsida, Zingiberales, Musaceae. Gene Ontology annotation, biological process: positive regulation of transcription by RNA polymerase II. Gene Ontology annotation, cellular component: nucleus. The record is from RefSeq and is a predicted model, not a curated record. Gene Ontology annotation, molecular function: RNA polymerase II cis-regulatory region sequence-specific DNA binding; protein dimerization activity; DNA-binding transcription factor activity, RNA polymerase II-specific.
CCAAACCAACCGCCUUCUCUCUCCCUCUCUCCCUUCUCUUAAAUUGCUACUGCUCCCGUGUUUUUUGUUUCACUACCCAGAAUCCUUCUUCGAAUAGGUCCUGAGAAGGAGAUCGAUCGAGAUGGGGAGGGGGAGGGUGCAGCUCAAACGGAUCGAGAACAAGAUCAAUCGGCAGGUGACCUUCUCCAAGCGCCGAUCGGGGCUGCUCAAGAAAGCCCACGAGAUCUCCGUCCUCUGUGACGCCGACGUCGCCCUCAUCAUCUUCUCGACCAAGGGCAAGCUCUACGAGUACUCCACCGACGCCAGUAUGGAAAAAAUUCUUGAACGAUAUGAACAGUACUCUUAUGCUGAAAAAGCACUGGUCUCAUCAGAUCUUGAAUCUCAGGGCAACUGGUGUCAAGAGUACAGCAAGCUUAAGGCUAAGGUUGAGGUUUUAAGCAAAAGUCAAAGGUAUCUAAUGGGAGAACAACUGGACUCCUUGAAUCUUAAAGAACUGCAACAACUGGAGAAUCAGCUUGAAAAUUCUCUGAAGCUUAUUAGGUCAAGAAAGAACCAAGUGUUAUCUGACUCCAUUGCUGAGCUUGAAAGAAAGGAGAAGACACUGCAAGAGGAAAACAAGAAUUUGGAGAAGCAGAUAAUGGAGAAGCAGAAGGCCAAGGUUCUCACGCAAAAUGCACGCUGGGAACAAGCCCAAACAAAGUCCUUGUCACCGCUCUUGUUAAUAACCGAUGCUCCUCCUCUUCCUCCUCCAAAUAUCGGAUGUUACCAAGGAAGGGCAGCCGUGGGCGCCGAAGAAGCUGCUGCACAACAACCUCAGGUACGGAUCAGCAACAGCUUGUUGCCGCCAUGGAUGCUCAGCCAUUUGAACGGCUAAGUGUGGCAUGUCGUCCGCCCACGCAUCCGCCGAUUAAGACAAUGCUGCUAUGAUGCGAGACGCGGUGUUCCAGCAGUGCGAGUCUCGUCCUGGUAUGUCUGUCGUGGUACUUUUGCGUCGGCAUCCGUUAGUAUCUCAAAUUAAGUCAUUGGGACCUUAAAAAACCUACCUAUCAUCAUCUGUAAAUUAUUCUUUGUGCCAGUCUAUUUAUGAUACAACAACAAGCUCUUUAAUUUAUUGCCACUCAACAACAA